Molecule: messenger RNA, 950 nt
Organism: Solanum pennellii
Lineage: Eukaryota; Viridiplantae; Streptophyta; Magnoliopsida; Solanales; Solanaceae
Product: LOB domain-containing protein 13
Exons: 3
Coding region: 84-782 (232 amino acids)
Source: RefSeq, a predicted model, not a curated record
UCAUUUUCCCUCUCCCUUUGAGAACUCAAUUAUCUUCAUCUUAAUUUCAAUUUAUCUUCCAUCAACCUCAAGUCAUAUCUAGAAUGUCAAGAGAAAGGGAGAGAUUAGAUGAGAUGGGAAAGAAGUUAAAGACAGAGAUAGAUAUUUCACAGCUACAAAUGCAACAACAAAUGGGAAGAAGACACGUGUUGGGACCUGUUGGGGGAGGAACAACAUUGAACAAUGUUACACCUUGUGCUGCUUGUAAACUUUUAAGAAGAAGAUGUGCUGAGGAAUGCCCUUUUUCUCCAUAUUUUUCCCCACAUGAACCUCACAAAUUUGCUGCUGUUCAUAAAGUAUUUGGGGCAAGCAAUGUCUCCAAAUUGCUCAUGGAGGUGCCUGUGGGACAAAGGGCAGAUGCAGCAAAUAGUUUGGUAUAUGAAGCAAAUGUGAGGCUAAGAGAUCCAGUGUAUGGAUGCAUGGGUGCAAUUUCAACUCUACAACAACAAAUUCAAAAUUUACAAGUUGAGCUUAAUACAAUUAGGGCUGAAAUAUUGAGAUACAAAUAUAGAGAAGCUACUAAUAGUCUUAUUGCUUCUAUUUCCACCUCUGUGGCACCUGAGCUACCACAAGCUCCUCCUACUCCGCCACCACCACCACCACCACCCUCCGUGGUGGUGGUUUCGUCAUCAUCUUCUUCUGCUUCAUCAACUUCUUCUAAUUUAUACACACCGGCCUCGUCUAGUGUGGCAAACUUUAGUGCCAUUACUAAUAAUAACAUAUCGUAUUUUGAUCAGCAAUAGUCAUACGUCACAUAAAAUGAAACAGAUCAGACUAUUGAAGGAAAAAUAUUUGGAGGAUUUUUAGUUCACUUUUUUCUUUUAAUUUUCAAAAUUGUCAUUGCUAAGAGAAUUUUAUUAUAUAUACAUACUAUAUUGUAUCUCCAAUUAUGAUAAUUACAGCUAGCUUGA